Aspergillus affinis is the source of this 762-nucleotide messenger RNA. Its product is annotated as lytic polysaccharide monooxygenase auxiliary activity family 9 protein. The transcript is spliced from 3 exons. Bases 1 to 762 code for a protein of 253 amino acids. NCBI's taxonomy places the organism in Eukaryota, Fungi, Ascomycota, Eurotiomycetes, Eurotiales, Aspergillaceae. The record is from RefSeq and is a predicted model, not a curated record.
AUGAAGCAUUCUGCUCUUGUUGCGAUUGUCGCUGCCCUGGCCCAGUCCGCCUCGGCCCACUACAUUUUCAGCAAGCUGGUCUUGAACGGUGUGGCCUCCGAGGACUGGCAGUACAUCCGCCAGACCACUCGCCAGGAGAACUACAUGCCCACCAAGUUCUCCAACACUUUCGACAAUUUGACCCCCAAGGACAACGACUUCCGCUGCAACCUGGGCUCCUUCACCAAUGCCGCCAAGACCGAGGUCGCCGAAGUUGCUGCCGGUGAUACUAUUGCCAUGAAGCUAUUUUACGAUGCCAGCAUCGCCCAUCCUGGCCCUGGUCAAGUUUUCAUGUCCAAGGCCCCCUCCGGCAACGUCAAAGAGUACGAAGGCGACGGCGAAUGGUUCAAGAUCUGGGAACAGACGCUGUGCAACGAGAACGGCGACCUCACCAAGGACGCAUGGUGCACCUACGGCGACUCGCAGCUCGAGUUCCAGAUCCCUGAGGAUACCCCGGCUGGUGAAUACCUUGUUCGCGCAGAGCACGUCGGUCUCCACCAGUCUCAUGUGAACGAGGCCGAAUUCUUCUACAGCUGCGCUCAAGUCAAGGUCACCGGCUCCGGCAGCGGCUCGCCUACCGACACUUACAAGAUCCCUGGCCUCUACAACGACAACAUGAAGCUGUUUAACGGCGCCAACCUGUGGGUGAACACUGCCGAUGAGUUCAAGUCUUAUAUCCAGGAUACUCCUAUUGGUGAUGCUGUCUGGGGCAGCUCCAACUGA